AUGUUGAGCCAGUGCGUUGUGGUCCUGCUCCUGCUGCUGCUGUCAGGGGUCUACUACACGCGUUCCUCGGCGUCUGUCCAUGAGUGCACGCCGUGUAACUUACGCGUGUGUCCGCUCAGAGCCGGCCCGGUGAGGGUCUGUGAGGGGGGACGCACGCCGGCCCGGGACCCUUGCGGAUGCUGUGACCUGUGCACGCGGCUGGAGUGGGAGCUCUGCGGGGGACAGGACUGGAGCCUGGGCUACUGCGGGCUGGGGCUGAGCUGCGCUGCCAUCAAUGGGACUGGACCUGCACUCGUCCCAGAGGUUGGAGUGUGUAAAGCGCUCCCCGAUCACCUGGUGGCCGGCCUGGAGGACGAACGCUGCCCGUUGAUCAUCGGCUGUGACCACGUGGAGGGCCACUGUGUGUGUGACGCCCAACACUCCUGCCUGGCCUUCUUCACUUUCUCAGAUCGGGAGAGCUGCAUGAAAGCCAGCCAGUCAGAGGGCAGAAGACACGUGCACAGGGACCGGCACAGGGACACCAAGUACGUGGGCCCUUCAAACCCUGCCUGCAUGUUCUCCGGCUGUAACCUGACCGCAGAGGGCUGUGUGUGCGAGUCUCAGAGCUGCCAUCACCACUUUGCCUACAUCAACCGCAGCCAGUGCCAAGAAGCUGCAGACGCCCUGCGAUGCUCGGACGUGACCUGCGCCCCCCCAGCAGCCUCCUCCUGCCCCCCAGACUCUGUGCUGACCCAGAGCUUCACGCCCCCUGCUGGCUGCUGUCCUUCCAUCCUUCCUCAGUGCACCUGCGACUUCAGGACCUGCCAGAAGCCCGUGUGUCCCGCCGGCCAGAGGGCAGAGCUGACGGGCCAGGCCAGCGGGCAGCCCGGGGACUGCUGCGACCUCUAUGAGUGUCAGAAAGUUACCCCAAAGUGCGUGCACAACGGGAAGGAGUUCUCGGAGGGCGACGUGUACCGGAUGGACCCCUGCUGGCUGUGUCAGUGUCGCGGAGGCAUCUCGUUCUGCUCCAAAGCCGAAUGUGCCGAACUGGACUGUGACAACUUCUAUGUCCCUGAGGGGGAGUGCUGUCCCGUCUGCAUCGACGUGGAAUUACUGUCUACGGACAGCACAAUGGCGAGCUGCUGGGUGAAUAAUAAGCUGCGAACUCACGAGGAGAAGUGGAAAGAGGACGACUGCACCUUCUGCCAGUGUGUGGACGGAGAACCCCACUGCACCGCGAUGGCCUGCAAACAGAGCUGCCAGAACCCCGUCAAGAUCCCGGGAGAGUGCUGUCCGUUCUGUGAAGAGCCGUCCUAUGAGACUGUGAGUCCUCUGCUGUGUCCGCCGCUGGAGAACUGCACUCUGUCGGGUACCGAGUGUCCCUACGGCUUCCUGACCGACGAGAACGGGUGCCUCCUCUGCCAGUGUCUGAGCAAUGACUCCUGUCCUGACAUAGCCACGUACUGCUCCUUACAAUGCCCCAUGGGAUAUGAGCGGGACGACUUUGGCUGUGAGGUGUGCGAAUGCCACGUCCCGGUGCCCAAGUGCCGGCCUCUCACUUGCACCAAGACGUGUCCCUAUGGUUACGUGAGGAACAAGCACGGGUGUGAGAUGUGCCGCUGCGUCAAGUGUCCUCCGUUCACCUGUGACCAGCACUGUCCUGAGGGUUACCGGCAGAACAAGAAGGGCUGCUCCGUCUGCAUGUGUAAAGAAACUGAAGCGGUUGCAGUCACCACGGCAACAGUCCCAAUGCCCAGCUUCUGCCUGACCUCUAACGGACACCGGUACGAGGAGGGGGACAGCUGGCACGACGGCUGCAGGGACUGUUACUGCCACUCGGGGAGAGAGAUGUGCGUGCUCAUCUCCUGCCCGGUGCCCAACUGUGCCAACCCAGUGGUCAGGCUGGACCAGUGCUGCCCCACCUGCGAGGAUGAAUCGGGCAGCGGUCAGGCCGAGGGCAUGGACAUGGUGGUAUGCAGGGCGCCUGGAGGGGAGUUCUACGUGGAGGGGGAGACCUGGGACCUGGAUGAGUGCACGCGCUGCACCUGUCGACGGGGACGAGUCCUGUGCGAUACCGAGGAGUGUCCGCCGGCCCUGUGCCACUCACCCAGCCGCAACAAGGACACCUGCUGCCACGUGUGCCCGGAGAGCCCUUUGCUGCCUGUGAACAGGAGCCAGCAGGAGUACUGCAUCACCAGUGAGGGAGACGUGCUUCUGGCUGGAGACUCGUGGAGGGCCAAUGCCUGCACCAGCUGCACCUGCAACAACGGCACCAUUGAGUGCUUCUCCCAGCGCUGCCCUGCAGCCAGCUGCAGAGUGCCCGUGCUGCGGAAGGGCCAGUGUUGCCCACACUGUCUGGAAAUGACCACGUCAGUCCCAGUGAUGAUGUCGACCAGUGCUCCUAAGAAAGCCAUCACAGCUGGAGUGGACAAAGGCGUGUGGAUUAGCACUGUCACAAUGCCUCCAGUUAUCACUCAAACAGAUGAGCCUCGCCGGGGAGAGAACUUCCCGAGCCAAGCCGAGAUCGCCCUCAUUUACCAGUCAGCAGCCUGGAUUCUGGCCGGUCUGCUGCUGGCCAUCAUCAUCUUCAUCUUUGUGGCACUGCUGAUCAAUCGCAAGAAGAAGUGGGUGCAGAUGUCUUGCUACAGCGCACCGAAAAAGACCGUAAUACUGAAGAAACACGUCAACAAAAACUCUGUCGUCUACAUGGAGCCUUCCAAGGAGAGUAAAUUUCAAAAUGUGAAGAAUGACUGUGGCUUAAUCCACUUCUCCCCCGACCUGAGCUCCUCCUGUCCGGACAAGAUGACCAUCCCCAGAGCCAAGCUGAGCAUGGUCAACGACUGGAGCCGCUAG
Molecule: messenger RNA, 2832 nt
Organism: Knipowitschia caucasica
Lineage: Eukaryota; Metazoa; Chordata; Actinopteri; Gobiiformes; Gobiidae
Source: the annotation of a GenBank genome assembly